AUGAACCAUCAAGAGCAGCAGAUACAGAGUGAAUUCUCAUCUGCAACCCCCAUAGCGAAGCCCAGUGAAGUUCAGAUCUCGAGUCUGAUUGACAGCAUGGAGACACUGGCGGAGACGUCUUGGGACGUUAUCAUUGCAGGGACUGGGCUGGCUCAGUCCUUGUUAGCACUCGCUCUUUCUCGGUCGGGAAAGAAGAUCCUCCACUUGGAUCAGAACCCAUAUUAUGGAGGAUCGGAAGCUGCUUUCAGUCUGGAGGAGGCCCAGGAAUGGAUGAACAGUGUCAACGAACAUCCUGGCCAGUCUCCAUUCGAAGAUGUUAAGGUUUUCACUGCUUCAUCGCAAACCGUUGCUGAAAGCAGCGAUCUGGUGGAAGUCCCACCAGUCGUCCGCCCAAAGCUUGCUGCCAGUCGGGCCUAUACACUAUCUCUCUCUCCAUACUUUCUCUACACCCGCUCACAGCUAAUCUCUAUCCUGAUAUCUUCCAAAGUCUACCGUCAGCUGGAGUUCAUGGCUGUUGGAAGUUGGUGGGUUCACUCUGCAGACCAUACAAAUUCUCAGAUUUCAGAUUUCAGUGACAUUCGCGAUUUUCAUCGCGUACCUGGAAACAGGGAAGAUAUAUUUGCGGAUACCCAUAUCAGUAUGAAAUCUAAGCGAACACUGAUGAAGUUCUUGCGCCAUAUCAGCAAGGUGGAAGAUGAAGAGACAGAUAAUGGAGGCGAGAACUUGUCUAUGUCUUUCGGGGAUUACCUGUCAUCCAAUUUCAGUGUCCCCCAAUAUCUCCAUAAUCCUUUAAUCUCUCUUUCGUUGUCACAACUGUCCUCUCAGGAUACAACUGCUAAUUAUGCUGUUCCGCGGGUCAAGAGACAUCUGGCAUCCAUUGGCGCUCUAGGACCUGGUUUUGGUGCCGUGAUCUCAAAGUAUGGUGGUGGGUCAGAAAUCCUUCAAAUUGCCUGUCGGGCCUCCGCUGUUGGUGGAGGUAUUUAUGCCCUGAAUACGGGAAUCAAGGCUUUCGACGAGACUAGUUCUGAGGCAGAGUAUCCCGUCCAAGUCCAACUUUCUAGCGAGGAGUCUGUUCGGACCAAGUUUGUCUUCGGUUCUGAAUGGGAUCUUGCGCAGAAGCAAUCAUUCCCUUCUUCCAAGAUCGCACGGUCGAUCAGUAUUGUUUCUUCUAAUUUCACAUUCCUCUUUCCCGUCACAGUGGAGGGUAGCCCCGUACCGGCAAGUGCCGUUCUGAUGUUUCCUGGCAAUACGUUGAGUGAUUCUCACACUCCACCGGUGUAUCUACAAGUCCAUUCGAGUGAUACUGGGGAUUGCCCACGACAGCAGAGUAUUAUCUACGGCAGUGUUAAUGUUCCCGGGUCAGAAGGUCAGACACUGAUCAAAUCUGCGGUUGAUCAUCUUCUCAAGGCGGAGGGUCCACAGGCUACCGUCCUGUGGUCCAUAACUUACAACCAGCUUGGUCGUCUCACUAACGGUGGCACUGAUUCUGCCAUCCAAGAAUAUAGACCUCAUGUCUAUAGCUUCCCACCGCCAAGCCUCGAUCUAACUUUCGAGGAUGAGACCAUUGAUCUGGUCAAACAGGCGUGGGUAAAGAUUGUAGGCGAUGAGGUCGACCACGAUGAUUUCAUGAUUUUUGAUGAUCGUGAAGGUGCCUCUGAUGAAUGA
Messenger RNA from Penicillium taxi, 1665 nucleotides. Its product is annotated as putative Rab geranylgeranyl transferase escort protein. The record is from RefSeq and is a predicted model, not a curated record. Gene Ontology annotation, biological process: small GTPase-mediated signal transduction; vesicle-mediated transport; protein geranylgeranylation. NCBI's taxonomy places the organism in Eukaryota, Fungi, Ascomycota, Eurotiomycetes, Eurotiales, Aspergillaceae. Gene Ontology annotation, cellular component: cytosol; cytoplasm; Rab-protein geranylgeranyltransferase complex. The transcript is spliced from 5 exons. The coding region runs from base 1 to 1665 and encodes 554 amino acids. Gene Ontology annotation, molecular function: GDP-dissociation inhibitor activity.